GGCUAAUUCGGCACAAGGGCUCAGGGGGCAAGGAUGCAGCUAGCGCUCGUCAUAUCAGCUUGGUUGAACCAAAAUGGUAUUUGCCAAUUCUGCCAAUGAUCCUUGUUAAUGGAUCCGAGGGAAUCGGAACCGGUUGGCGUUCAUAUAUCCCAAAUUAUAAUCCUCAAGAAAUCGUUGACAAUUUAAAACGAUUAAUCAAUAAUGAAGAAACUGUAAAGAUGCACCCGUGGUAUCGUGGGUUCCAGAACUAUGGAAAAAUCGGUGUUAAUGAUGACUUAAUCCGAACAACCGAAUUACCAAUUCGUGUGUGGACGCAAAACUAUAAAGAGCAACUUGAGAAAUGUAUAUCUGGAACAGAUAAAAUGCCAUGGAUCCUC
Molecule: messenger RNA, 377 nt
Organism: Funneliformis geosporum
Lineage: Eukaryota; Fungi; Glomeromycota; Glomeromycetes; Glomerales; Glomeraceae
Source: the annotation of a GenBank genome assembly